Molecule: messenger RNA, 3813 nt
Organism: Patella vulgata (common limpet)
Lineage: Eukaryota; Metazoa; Mollusca; Gastropoda; Patellidae
Product: proton myo-inositol cotransporter
Exons: 10
Coding region: 1591-3345 (584 amino acids)
Biological process (GO): transmembrane transport
Cellular component (GO): membrane
Molecular function (GO): myo-inositol:proton symporter activity
Source: RefSeq, a predicted model, not a curated record
UUAUGAUCACGUGACAUGAACAUCUGUCACAUGAUAUAGGAAUAUGGAUGUUUUUACAAGUACAGUAUAAAAUAAGACGAUGUUGACAGGACAGUAAAUAAACAGUUAUAUCAUCUUAAACAAGAACUACACAAACAAGAAUAAACUCAAGCUGGACUCUGUGUCGAUUUUAUGACGUCCAAUUUUACUUUCAGCAGAUGUUCGUCAUAUACGGUGUUCGAGUUAUCGCGUGUUGGCAAUAUCAGAUGUUUUGAUAUUUAUUGUUCGCGUUAUCAAGUGUUCGUUUCAUCAGGUGUUGGUGAUGUCAAGUUUGCGUGAUACAAGGUGUUCGGGUAUACUUUAACAAAUCAACAAAUUAAAGCUAAAUAUUCGUGAAAUCCGGUGUUCGGGUUAUCGCGUGUUCGUGUUAUCAGAUGCUCGUAACUAUAGUUGUUUGUGUUAUAGAAGGUGUUCGGGUGUCCUUUAACAAAUCAAUAGAAUAAAGCUAAAUAUUCUUGAAAUCCGGUGUUCGAGUUAUCGCGUGUUCGUGUUAUCAGAUGCUCGUGACAUUAGUUGUUUGUGUUAUACAAGGUUUUCGGGUGUACUUUAACACAUCAAUAAAAUAAAGCUAAAUAUUUAGACUAUAAACUGCUUAUAAACUGCACAUGCAAUUUGUUUUGGAUAUCAACAACGUUACAGUGAAGUUUUUAUUGGGAUAUUUGAGCUUAAUUCUAAUUAUCCUUAUAAAUGAAACCAUUCUGAUACAAAUUAACAUAUAUUUAACUGAUUCAGAUGAUGAAAACCUGUUCUAGUCAUGGCAACAAAAACAAUAUAGUAUGAUGUGAAGUACUGAAACUAGUCGUGUUCCUAACAAAUGCUGUAUCAUCUAUUAUUGGUAUAGUCAGUUGCUGCAUCAUCUCUAUUUGGUAUUGUCAAUUGCUGCAUCAUCUCAAAUUGGUAUAGUCAAUUGCUGCACCAUAUCUAGUUGGUAUAGUCGGUUGCUGCAUCAUCGCUAAUUGGCAUGGUCAAUCGCUAAUUGGCAUGGUCAAUUGCUGCAUCAUCUCUAAUUGGUACAGUCAAUUGCUGCAUCAUCGCUAAUUGGUAUAGUCAAUUGCUGCAUCAUCUCUGAUUGGUAUAGUCAGUUGCUGCAUCAUCUCUAAUUGGUAUGGUCAAUUGCUGCGUCAUCUCUAAUUGGUAUGGUCAAUUGCUACAUCAUCUCUAAUUGGUAUAGUCAGUUGCUGCAUCAUCGCUAAUUGGUAUGGUCAAUUGCUGCAUCAUCGCUAAUUGGUACGGUCAGUCGCAGCAUCGACUUUAAUUGGUAUAGUCAAUCGAUACAUCAUCUCUUAUUGGUAUAAUCAAUUGCUGCAUCAUCACUAAUUGGUAUAGCCAGUUGCUGGAUUAUCUCUAGUUGGUAUAGUCAAUCGCUGCAUCGUCUCUUAUUAGUAUAGUCAAUUGCUGCAUCAGCUCUAAUUGGUAUUGUCAGUUGCUGCAUCAACUUUGAUUAUUUUGUAAUCUAGACGAUGGAUCGCUUACUAAGAAGGACAGCUAAAACGAAAACAUAAAAAAACAACCCUUCCUUUAAAUUCGAAAACAUUCAAAGGAUUUUUCAAAAUGGCUUCUACAGCGAAAUCUCAGAUGGUUGAUGAAAUGGACGGAUCAAAAACUCUUUUAAUCCCAAAGAAAAAACAUUCUGCCUACGUGUAUAUCUUAACGUUUUUCGCAGUUUUAGGUGGAUUUUUAUUCGGAUAUGAUACUGGAAUUAUAUCAGGUUCAAUGUUGUUAAUACGACCUUAUUUUGACUUGGAUACUUUUUGGACCCAGUUGAUUGUGAGUGCUACAGUUGGAUCAGCGGCUGUAUCAGCUUUAAUAGCUGGAUUUAUGUCAGAUUGUCUGGGUAGAAAGGUUGUUAUUAUUCUUGGUAGUUUUGUAUUCGCUGUUGGAGCUGUUGUAAUGGGUGUAGCUGAUUCACAAGUUAUUCUGUUGGUAGGGAGAAUUAUAGUUGGUAUUGGUGUUGGUUUUGCAUCUAUGACAGUACCAGUAUAUGUAGCCGAGGCAGCGCCACCUGAUAUUAGAGGAAGAUUAGUUACCUUAAAUCAACUGUUUAUUACAAUAGGUCUUCUGGCAGCCAGUUUAGUAGCUGGGGGAUUUAGUAGUUGGGAGGACACUGGAUGGAGGUAUAUGUUGGGAUUAGGUGGGGUUCCGGCCAUCUUUCAAUUUUUGGGAAUGUUAUAUCUACCAGAGAGUCCUAGAUGGUUGAUCGACCAGGAGCUCGAGGCUACAGCACGUGCUAGUCUCGUACAGAUCAGAGGUACAGAAGACGUGGAUAAGGAAUUAGAAGAUAUUAAAGAGAGUGUUGCUAAUGCCAAGAAAGCUUCUUUAGAUGAUAGCAGAUUAGUAAUUAUAAGAAUCUGGACAACACCACAUGUUAGACGAGCCCAGAUUGUUGGUGCAUUUCUUCAGAUCUUUCAACAAGCGUGCGGUAUUAAUACAAUCAUAUAUUACAGUGCUUCUAUAUUAAAGAUGGGCGGUUUCUCAGUUCAACAGUCUAUAUGGUUGGUGGCUAUACCAUAUAGUAUCAACUUUCUAGCUACAUUCAUAGGAUUAGGUCUUGUUGAUAGGGUGGGCAGAAGAAUCUUACUCUUAGCUAGUUUUAUAGGUGUAUUUAUAUCAUUAGGGAUCAUGGCAACCGGCUUUCAACUAGCAGCUAUAAAUUCUCCACCAAUACAUCUAUAUGAGAAUAACACAGAUAUAGAUACAAGUUGUAAUACCACAGAUUAUAGAUCAUGUAACGACUGUACAACCAACCUAGACUGUGGCUAUUGUUACUCUUCAACAAUGGACGGUUCUUGUCUUCCGGUUGAUAACGAUAACGAGGCUGAUUCUAUGCUAGGACGAUGUAAUAAUUCAGAUACAUCCGGAUCUAAAUAUAUCUUUACGUAUGAUUUCUGUCCCAAUGAUUAUGGUUGGAUGUUGGUUGCUGGCAUGGGAUUGUUUGUGACGUCAUUCGCACCAGGAUUAGGGCCCAUGCCAUGGACUGUUAAUUCUGAGAUUUAUCCCUUAUGGGCGAGAAGUACUGGGUUUUCUGUCGCCACAGCUGUUAAUUGGUCCUUUAACUUGUUGGUGUCCUUUACAUUCCUUUCAUUGAUGCAGCUUAUUACUAAAUAUGGAACAUUUUGGUUAUAUGGUGGAUUCUGUGUCAUAGGAUUCAUAUUUACUCUAAUAUUCGUUCCGGAAACAAAAAAUAAAACUUUAGAAGAAAUGGAAGACUUAUUUAAAACUGACGAGGAAAGAAAACUGGAAAAAUCAAAAUUAGGAAAAAAUAAAAUAAACGAUAAAAAAGAAACGGGGAACGAAACUGGGUUUUGAAUUUGUUUUUUUUCUGAAAGACGUUUGUUGAUUGUUUAAAUUAUUAAAUUGUUUUGUUAAUGAAAGACUUUGUUAUUUAUUGUAUACGUGGUAUUCAUCGUCUAUUUGUUAUCCAUUGUCUAUUUGUUAUUCAUUGUCUAUUUGUUAUUCAUUGUCUAUUUGUUAUUCUUUGCUUAUCUGUUAUUUAUGUGCUAUUCAUUGUCUAUGUUCUAUUCAUUGUCUAUAUGCCAUUUAUUGUCUAUGUUUUAUUCAUUGUUUAUCUCUUAUCUAUGUGUUAUUCAUUGUCUAUGUGUUAUUCAUGUGUUAUUCAUUGUCUAUGUGUUAUUCAUGGUCUAUUUGUUUUACCCAUUGUCUAUUUGUUUUAUUCUUUGUUUAUGUGUUAUUCAAUGUCUAUUUGUUAUGCAAUGUCUAUUUGUUAUCCAUUGUCUAUGUGUUAUUCAUUGUUUGCUAUUCAUUGUCUUAGAUUUA